GAGCCACCGGCAGCCCCGAGAAAGACGCUCCAGCGCCUGGGAAGCGGCGGCGGUUCGGAGAGCGAGCCAGGCAGCAGCGUUUCCUGGCGCCGAUGUGGUUCCUGGAGAAGAUGCGCGCGUCCCCCGGAGAAGCCGGCCUGCUGAGCCCCUGGUUCCUGGCGCUGCCCUCCGAGAAGGGCCAGGCGGCCGCCCUCGCCUUCCCCAACAUCCUGACGCCGGACCGCAUCCCGGAGUUCUGCAUCCCUCCGCGGCUGAGCAGCCCUCCGCCGCCCAAGAGCCCCGGCCCUGCCUUCCAGCCCCGCCGCAGCCUGACUGAGCCGGGCCUGCAGGAGGCGGCCUCCCCCGGCCUCGGCCCCUUCCCGCCCCACCUCAUCCAGGUGGAGAGCGUGGAGGAGCUGCAGGAGUCGGAGCAGGGCGGCACCAACUCGGACCCCCAGUCGCAGGCCGCCCUCUCCCUGCCCCACGUGCCCAGGACCCAGACCUCCUACGGCUUCUGCGUGCUGCUGGAGAGCCCCCACACGCGGAGGAAAGAGUCCAUCUUCCACAGCGAGGAGGGCUCCGGCAGCUCCCUGGCCUUGCCCCGCUCUCGCUCCAGCAGCUACGGUGGCAGGGAGAUGGCCUCCAGCCCGGUGACCAUCCGCCGGCACCUCUUCAGCAGGCAAGGCGCCUGGGACAGCGACACGGCCUCCUCCAGCGAGUCCUCGCCCUUCGGCUCACCCCUGCUGGGCAGGUCCCCCACGCGGCCCAGCUGCCUCCUAAAAGCCCGGAGCCAGGAGCGGCUGCUGGGCAAACCCUGGAGGGGCCGGAGGCUGUCCGGCAUCACGCGGGCCGGCUCCCUGUCUUUGGACGAGGGCAGCUCCACGGACAGCAGCCCCGUGUCUCCCCGGCGCUCUUCGGAGAGCCCUCUGCCCCCGCUGGCCUCCAGCCUGCUCCCGCUGCCUGCCUUCCCCCUGGACUACCCCUGCGGGCCGGAGCGGCUGGGCAGGGAAGCCACCGUGGUGAUGGACAAGGGGGGGCUGCUGCGCCUCUCCUGCGAGCACUGCUCCGCCAACCAGCGUCUGCGCAUCCGUCUGAUCAGCGUGGAGGGUCUCUACCGGGAGGUCGAGCCCAAGAGCAUCAACUGCUGCAUCACCUUCUCGCUCCUGCCGGGGAAGGUCCAGAAGCAGCGCAGCACCGUCAUCAAGAGGAGCCGCAACCCCAUCUUCAACGAGGAUUUCUUCUUCGUGGGGGUCUCCGAGGACCACCUGUGGCGGCUCUCCGUCCGCAUGAAGGCCUUGAACAAAGGGGGCAACAUGAAGAGGGACCUGGUUCUGGGGGAGAGCGAAGUGCCCCUGAUGCAGAUUUUAGCCACCUGACAAAACUCACAGACACCCCAAGAUCUAUUUAUUUAUUUAUUCUCUGUGGGCUUUUUUU
Molecule: messenger RNA, 1413 nt
Organism: Thamnophis sirtalis
Lineage: Eukaryota; Metazoa; Chordata; Lepidosauria; Squamata; Natricidae
Product: C2 calcium-dependent domain-containing protein 4C
Source: RefSeq, a predicted model, not a curated record